Messenger RNA from Salvia hispanica, 1687 nucleotides. It is a transcript of the gene PDE318, whose product is annotated as P-loop containing nucleoside triphosphate hydrolases superfamily protein. NCBI's taxonomy places the organism in Eukaryota, Viridiplantae, Streptophyta, Magnoliopsida, Lamiales, Lamiaceae. The record is from RefSeq and is a predicted model, not a curated record. Gene Ontology annotation, molecular function: GTP binding.
AUUCAUAAUUCUGGUUUAAACCCUCUAAACGACGUCGUAACAGGAUGACCAGCACAUGGAGUCGACUCCAGCUACUGCACGCGCCGCCGUCUUCGCUGCUCUUCCGUCGCCGCGAUUUUCCCAAAUUUGCGAAAUUCGUUCCUGCGAAAUUUUUGCUUCCGACGAUGUGCUUCUGUCAGCAAUUGCAGACGCAAACCUAUGAAAUUGUGAAAGGAAGCUAUGUUCCCGCUGGCGAUACCAAGCAAGCAACAAAAGUUGAGGAUAAAGUGGUGAAGGCUCUUGAAGCAGUUGGAGCAUUUCAAAAGCUUCCAAUGGUGAUGCCGUCGAUUGAUAUUUUGUAUUCGGCAUUGAAGAAGGCAAGGAGAGUGUCACCUACAAAGGGCAUUGCCAAUAUUGCAAAACGUGAAAGAAAUAAAGGUGCGAAGCAACUUGAUGCGUUGAUGAAGGAGAUAGCUGUUCCGUUGAGAAAGUACACGGAGAACUUCCCCGGAAAAAUAAGUUUGCACCCAUAUGAAAGAUCUCUAGUUGAGUUGACUCUUGGAGAUGGGAACUAUGAAGAGGUGUUGAGAAAGGUUGAUUAUUUACGGAAGCGAGUGGUGGCAGUUGGAAAAGAGCAUGCCUCUCUCUGUGCCAAGUCAGUCACAAAGCGUGAAGCUGAGGAACGACUGAGUGAGGGAAUAAAAAAAAUAGAAGAAAUUUUCAGUCAUGAAGGAAAAGCUGUAGAUGAAUUAUUAAACAUUGCCAAGACAUUGCGGGCAAUGCCAGUCGUAGAUCUGGAAACACCCACUUUGUGCCUUGUUGGGGCGCCAAACGUAGGAAAAUCAUCUUUGGUUCGUCUACUAUCUACUGGAAAGCCUGAGAUAUGCAAUUAUCCAUUCACUACGAGAGGAAUUUUGAUGGGUCAUAUUAACUUGAGCUAUCAGAAUUUUCAGGUUACAGAUACCCCAGGUCUACUACGGAGACAUGAUGAGGAUAGAAAUAAUUUGGAAAAGUUGACACUUGCCGUUCUUUCUCAUCUGCCCACUGCUGUACUCUUUGUUCAUGAUCUCUCUGGAGAAUGUGGGACCUCACCUUCCGAUCAGUUUACCAUCUACAAUGAAAUCAAAGAGAGGUUCGCAAACCAUCUUUGGCUUGAUGUCGUGUCUAAAUCUGAUCUGCUAACUGAUUCUCCGGUAGUAUUCAUCACUGAAGAUAGUAACACCGAUAGUUUGGAUCUAGCAAAGUAUCGGAGAAUGGGACCUGAUGGAUCACUACAUGUAUCUGUUAAGACUGAAGUAGGCAUCAGCGAGUUGAAGGCUCGAGUGCAUGAGCUACUAGUGACCCAGUCGGAGAGGAUAAAAAGCUGCGAAAGCAGUGAAGAAGGACAUGAAGUUGUAACAUAAUGCAUUCUGCUAUUUACAGAAUACAUUGAACUACUGAGCCGGAGGCUGCCUGUAUACGAGAUCAGGACUGGCCGGAAACUGUAAGAAAACGAGAGGACUGCUCAUCCGACCCGGCUAGUCAGCCCAACCUCCUUUGAAGGAUCAUCGAGUGGAGUCUUGCACGACGCAAAGUUCGCUCCUCAUUUUACAUGAUUGAAAUUCAUAAUUUUGAUUUUAUUUGUAUUGUAACAUAGUACUACUUCAUAUGUACUAGUACUAUAGUAUUUUAUUUAUGUACAUGGAUGUAAGUGUAACUACAUCGCUUC